This is a messenger RNA of Aspergillus steynii IBT 23096, 1290 nucleotides long. Its product is annotated as kynurenine--oxoglutarate transaminase. Gene Ontology annotation, biological process: biosynthetic process. Lineage: Eukaryota; Fungi; Ascomycota; Eurotiomycetes; Eurotiales; Aspergillaceae. The coding region runs from base 1 to 1290 and encodes 429 amino acids. Gene Ontology annotation, cellular component: cytoplasm; mitochondrion. The record is from RefSeq and is a predicted model, not a curated record. Gene Ontology annotation, molecular function: L-kynurenine:2-oxoglutarate transaminase activity; pyridoxal phosphate binding. The transcript has 8 exons.
AUGUCCGCAACCGCGGCUCGGCCUGACCCUUUUAAACCGGCAAGAAGGGUUGCUGGCCAAAGACAAGAUGUCUGGUCAAUUGUCAACGAAGCUGCCGCCGCGUCUCCGGUCCAGCCCAUUGUGAAUAUGGGCCAAGGUUUCUUUGGAUAUAACCCCCCUAAAUUCGCCAUCGAUGCUGCGAAAGAUGCCCUGGACCGUGUGGAAUGCAACCAGUACUCUCCCACGAAGGGUCGUCCCCGCCUGAAGAAGGCCCUCGCGGAUGCGUACUCUCCGUUCUUCGGCCGAACUAUAAACCCAGACACGGAAGUGUCGAUCACGACGGGGGCAAAUGAAGGAAUGCUGAGUGCGUUCAUGGGCUUUAUCGAACCUGGUGAUGAGGUCAUCAUCUUCGAGCCUUUCUUCGAUCAAUAUAUUAGCAACAUUGAAAUGCCCGGUGGCACUAUUCGAUACGUGCCUCUUCAUCCGCCGAAGGAUGGAGCCACCCGAACAUCCCCUGCUUCUGAAUGGACCAUCGACUUCGAGGAGCUGGAGAACACCAUCAACCCCAAGACCAAGAUGAUCGUCUUGAACUCACCCCACAACCCUGUUGGAAAGGUCUUUUCCCGUGCUGAACUCGAGCGCAUCGGAGAUCUCUGCAUCAAGCAUAACUUGAUCAUCCUCUCUGACGAAGUUUAUGACCGCCUUUUCUACGUCCCAUUUACCAGAAUCGGUACCCUGUCUCCCGAGCUCUACGAGCGCACCCUCACCGUCGGUUCGGCUGGAAAGGCCUUCUAUGCCACGGGCUGGCGUGUUGGGUACCUGAUCGGACCCGAGCACCUGAUCAAGUAUGUUGCUGGCGCGCACACUCGGAUUUGCUACAGCAGCGUAUCCCCGCUUCAAGAAGCUGCCGCCGUCGCUUUUGAGCAGGCCGACAAGGUGGGCUUUUGGGAUGAGAGCCGAACUGAGAUGAAGAACAAGAUGGAGCGUUUCUGCCAGGUGUUUGACGAGCUGAAGAUCCCCUACUCUGAUCCCGAAGGUGGCUACUUUGUUCUGGCGAAUAUGUCGUCGGUCAAGCUUCCUGAGAACUAUCCCUUCCCACCCCACGUUGCAAACCGUCCUCGCGACUUCAAGCUCUGCUGGUUUCUCAUCCACGAGGUCGGCGUUGCCGCAAUCCCCCCCACCGAAUUUUAUACCGAUGCGAACGCCCACAUCGCCGAGGAUUACCUUCGAUUUGCCGUCUGCAAGAAUGACGACGUGUUGGAAACCGCGAAAGAGAGGCUACGGGGCUUGAAGAAAUACAUCGUGCAGUAA